Messenger RNA from Aspergillus oryzae RIB40, 1818 nucleotides. It is a transcript of the gene samB, whose product is annotated as MYND-type zinc finger protein MUB1. Lineage: Eukaryota; Fungi; Ascomycota; Eurotiomycetes; Eurotiales; Aspergillaceae. Gene Ontology annotation, cellular component: MUB1-RAD6-UBR2 ubiquitin ligase complex. Gene Ontology annotation, biological process: establishment or maintenance of cell polarity; ubiquitin-dependent protein catabolic process. The transcript has a single exon. The record is from RefSeq and is a predicted model, not a curated record. Bases 1 to 1818 code for a protein of 605 amino acids.
AUGCGGGAGGUCAACUUCAGCAUCCCAAAUGUCAACAAGGCUUCGGUGAACAUCACAACUACCCUUUACGACCGCCGUGCCCUCGAUUGCACAUCAACACUGCCCCUCAUAAAUUCACUCAACCAUCUCGCCUAUCUGACCACUUCCUCCGCUCGAAUUCGCGAUAUCCUCACGGUCGAUGGCGGCAUUGAACGGUUGGUCUGCAUCCUCAAAGAGGGUCGCAGUAGAGAUUUGAUGGAAAUGUGGAAGUGGAGCCUCGCCUUCCAGUGUGUGGUCAACAUCGGGGUGCGGGGCUCAGAGAGCGUGAGGACGAGGGUAGUCGAAGCGGACAUGGUGCCAGUGAUUGCGACCAUUCUUGACAAUUACAUCAAGGUGGUGGACAAGGCGCGGGCACGAGCGGAUAGCGAAAACCAAAGACACUCAUCACGGCAUCACCCCAAGGCGGCUCCUGCCGCGGGCGAUGUGACCGGACGCCCGUCCUUCCCAGACCAGUCAUCCAACAGUGAGCAACGCACCUCUCGCCGCCAGGCACCUCCCCCGUCGAUUGAAAUCCCGGCAUUCCUCCACCAAAACACAAAUGCGCCCGACACAAACGCCAUGGACGUCACCUCGUCGCCUCGUGCCCCCAUGACAUCGCCCCCGGAGAGAAGCACGUUCGGACAGGAGGCCCACAUCCACAGAUCGCACGAUGGUCGCCAUUUGCACACUGGCCAUCGUCACAGGGCGAUGCAGCCCCUGGCUACCGCCUUGCCACCCAUGGACACCGCCGAUGGCUUCGGUCUGCGUCCCGUGCGGGACACGGAAAGACUCCCCAGCAUGUUGCCCACCUUACACAACGGGAUUACAUCGCAGCCUGAUUCCCCGACGACCCCCAACGGCCCUGUGCAGCCUCGUAGCCAUGCCCAGACGUCUGCCGCCAGACAGCGACCCACGUUGAGGCAGCAACAGUCGGCAUCGGGAGAUUCUGAUGAUGGGAAUGGAGAAGGCUCCACCCUGGGCGACAACGCCGGCUCAGCAGAGACAUCGGAGCCCAUUGUUGGCCUCCAGAACGAAAUGGAGAUUGACGAAGUGAGCGACCGGCAAACUAUGAUAGACGGCGUUUCCAAUUCCCAUGAUCUGACCGUGACCGAUCCGUCCGAAAGCCAAGAAGCCGAGACGUUCAACAUCAGUCAUCGUUCCACGGUGGAUGGCAGCAUCAUCAACAACGACACCACGCAGACCAACACGGCUCUGGGGCUAUCUCCGACACAGGCCGCCAAUAACGCUAACUCUCCCGCUCUCGUCCCGAGUCCAUACACCCUGUACUUCCGCGACCGGUCUGCAGUCCCUCAGAAUGUCCUGACGACAAUGCCCCGUGAUGAGGAUGUCUUGAUGUCUCUCCAAUUGUUGGCCUACGUCUCGAAGUAUUGCAACCUUCGGUCAUAUUUCCAACACUCUCACCUCGUGCCGAAGCUCAAAGUCGACCGUGAACUUCAGAUGCUGGAAGAAGGAGCGUCGCCGAUCGAACCGCCAGAGGAAGAGGAGGAGUACAUGCUUCCUGACGAUGUCAACAUCUUCCCCUUGGUGGAAAAGUUUACGGUGCGUCAUCACUCCAAAGACAUGCAGUACUGGGCUUGCGUCGUCAUGAGGAAUCUCUGCCGCAAGGACGAGUCGAGAGGUGGCAUUCGGCAAUGCGCAUACUACAAGUGCGGUAAAUGGGAAGAGUUCCAGCGACAAUUUGCCAAGUGUCGCCGUUGCCGCCGCACCAAGUACUGCAGCAAAGAUUGUCAGAAAGCCGCGUGGGUGUAUCAUCGUCACUGGUGCCACACCACGCCAUGA